Messenger RNA from Xyrauchen texanus (razorback sucker), 2442 nucleotides. RefSeq names its product amylase alpha 2A-like 1 (gene amy2al1). Gene Ontology annotation, molecular function: alpha-amylase activity; cation binding. Bases 144 to 1682 code for a protein of 512 amino acids. The record is from RefSeq and is a predicted model, not a curated record. NCBI's taxonomy places the organism in Eukaryota, Metazoa, Chordata, Actinopteri, Cypriniformes, Catostomidae. The transcript has 11 exons. Gene Ontology annotation, biological process: carbohydrate metabolic process.
CGCGUUUCCGCCUUAUUUAGCAGCAUCAAUCUAGCAAACUUUUUGUUACCUCUCUAAAGAACAGAUUCACCGGGGAGAUUCUGCAUACAGAACGUGACGGAUCAGGACCUUUUUUGUGUCAAUUUCUCAAAGUUCAUGGCAAAAUGAAGCUCCUGAUUCUGGCUGCACUCCUUGGACUGUCCAUUGCCCAGCACAACCCAAAUACUAAAUAUGGUAGGACCUCCAUCGUUCAUCUGUUUGAGUGGCGCUGGGCAGAUAUAGCAGCAGAAUGUGAGAGAUACCUGGCACCAAAUGGCUAUGGUGGGGUUCAGAUCUCUCCCCCCAGUGAGAGUAUCGUGAUUUCCAAUCCUUGGAACCCUUGGUGGCAAAGGUAUCAACCAGUCAGUUACAACUUGUGCUCUAGAUCAGGAACCGAGGAAGAGCUGAGCGACAUGAUUAUACGCUGUAACAAAGUUGGGGUGAACAUAUAUGUGGACGCAGUCAUCAAUCACAUGUCUGGAGCUGGUGGUGGAGAGGGCAAUCACUCCAGCUGUGGAACGUACUUCAAUGCCAACAACAAAGACUUCCCCUCUGUCCCCUACUCAUCCUGGGACUUUAAUGAUGGCAAAUGUAAAACUGGCAAUGGAGAGAUUGGAAACUACAAUGACAUUUUCCAGGUUAGAGAUUGCCGCUUGGUGAGUCUCCUGGAUUUGGCCCUGGAGAAGGACUACGUUCGAGAAAAAGUGGCUGAAUACAUGAACAAACUGAUCAAUAUGGGUGUGGCUGGAUUCAGAGUAGAUGCUUGCAAGCACAUGUGGCCUGGUGACCUCAGUAGUGUGUUUGGUAGACUCAAGACCCUGAAUACCACUUGGUUUUCACCUGGCACCAAACCCUUCAUUUAUCAAGAGAUUAUUGACUUGGGUGGGGAGGCCAUUAAAGCCAGUGAAUACUUUGAGCUCGGGAGAGUAACAGAAUUCAAGUACAGUGCAAAACUGGGGAAAGUGAUUCGUAAAUGGGAUGGAGAAAAGCUAAAAUACCUGAAGAACUGGGGAGAGGGUUGGGGUUUCCUGCCCUCUGAUAAAGCCUUGGUGUUUGUGGACAAUCAUGAUAAUCAGAGAGGCCAUGGUGCUGGUGGAGCUUCAGUUCUAACAUUCUGGGACUCUAGGCUUUACAAGAUCGCUGCAGGGCUCAUGUUGGCUCAUCCAUUUGGUGUGACUAGAGUGAUGUCUAGCUAUCGCUGGGAUCGUAAAAUUGUGAACGGAAAGGAUGAGAAUGACUGGAUGGGCCCUCCAAGCAAUUCUGAUGGAUCCACGAAGCCAGUACCCAUCAACCCAGACUCCACCUGUGGUGAUGGUUGGGUAUGUGAGCACAGGUGGCGCCAAAUAAAGAAUAUGGUGAUUUUUCGCAAUGUGGUCAGUGGCCAGCCGCUUUCCAACUGGUGGGACAACGGUAAUAAUCAGAUCGCAUUUAGCCGAGGCAGCAAGGGAUUCAUUGUCAUCAACAAUGAUGACUGGGGACUGAAUGAGACACUGAACACUGGCCUGCCCGGAGGCACGUACUGUGAUGUCAUCUCCGGAGAUAAGAGUGGAGGCAGUUGCACGGGUAAACAGAUCUCAGUGGGUUCUGAUGGCCGUGCCACCUUCAACAUCAGUAACACAGAGGAAGAUCCAUUCAUUGCCAUCCAUGCUGACUCUAAAUUGUAGAUUCAGUUAGGAUAAAAUCCUAACUGAAUUUGAACUGAAUAAUUAUCCCCCUGAAAUGGGAAGAACACAACAUUAAAACUGAAACAAGACCAUGCCAAUGCUUUCAGUUUACAGCAGGCGAACAUUGUAAACAUUGGCAUUUGAACAUAAACAAAUUUAAUAGAAAAUGAAACUGCAAUUGUACAUUAAACCUACCAUGCUAUAUUAAUUUAGUCCUUUUCUUUCUAAUUUCAUACAAGCUCACAGUAGAAAAUUUAGGAUUGAAAAAAUACAUUACAUAUAAUUCUUGGAUGUCAGGGGAGGAACCAGUGUAGAAAAUAGUAACACCACUGAUUAAUUUCAUGAUAAAGAUGAUUUUGGAGAUGGAGGAAACUAUAUAUAAAAAAAGGCUAACAUUGAAAUCUUAAGAAAUUGCCAAGACAUUUCAGAAAUGUAUUAACAGCAUAAAACCACUGACGAAUGUACAGUUGAGUCUAGUUAUGGCUAUUUUCUUAUUUAAAUAAAAUGUAUAGGGAUGGUUCACCUUUUCUCAUCAUUUAAUCACUCUAAUGUCUCCCAGAUGUAUAUGACUGACUUUCUUCUGCAGAAUCUCCCUCACAAUCCACUCUGACCAGCAGAAAGGGGACUAAUUAAUACAUAAUUUUGGGUUCAGCCAUAUGCUCGAGGCUACAUUUAAAUAAAUGUAUGAAUUAAACACUCUGGACACUUUUGUUCAUACUGCUGCAAAUGUGAGAUAACGGGGUGUGACUUCUCCAAUUAG